Aricia agestis (brown argus) is the source of this 2949-nucleotide messenger RNA. RefSeq names its product vacuolar protein sorting-associated protein 16 homolog (gene Vps16A). Bases 153 to 2660 code for a protein of 835 amino acids. NCBI's taxonomy places the organism in Eukaryota, Metazoa, Arthropoda, Insecta, Lepidoptera, Lycaenidae. Gene Ontology annotation, biological process: endosomal transport; intracellular protein transport; vacuole fusion, non-autophagic. Gene Ontology annotation, cellular component: cytoplasm; endosome; HOPS complex. The record is from RefSeq and is a predicted model, not a curated record. Gene Ontology annotation, molecular function: actin binding. The transcript has 17 exons.
AUCAUCUUUAUUUCUGGAAUUGUAAUGCUCUUCUUAUAAUAUAUCUCGUCUUAGGUACCAUCUAGUUUAUUAUUCAAGGAAUAUUAUUAACUACUUUCAGUAUAUUUUUGCUAUCAGCAGUAAUCAGGGAAAAAAUAUAAGUAAACUGCAACAUGUCGGCACUACUAACAGCAGAUUGGUUUCAACUGGAAUCCUUUUAUAGGAAGUUUGACCUGUACAAUAUGACAUGGACGAUGACAGAAGGACUUGGCAGCAUGGUAGUGAGUGGAGCGCCCUACGGAGGCCCCAUAGCUACCAUCCGAGACAGAAAACAAAUGGUCCGAGUAAUGACAACAUCUAAACCACUCAUAACUAUAUACAAUUGUGCUGGGGAUGUUAUUUCAAAGUUUCCGUGGAACAGUGGUGUCUUAAUCCACAUGGGUUGGUCUGAUGCAGAGCAGCUUUUAUGUGUGCAAGAGAGUGGAGAUGUGCUCAUAUAUGACAUGUUUGGGGCAUAUCAAAAGACUUUCAGUAUGGGACAAGAAGUCAGAGAUACAAAGGUCUGCAAGGCCCAACUGUUUUCCAACCCCAAUGGAAUUGGACUGGCUGUUAUGACCACAACCAACAGAAUGUUUUUAGUGAACAAUGUACUGGAACCAAAAGUAAGAGGUGCUCCAGACAUACCUAGAGCAAAUGAACCAAUAAGCUGUUGGUGUGUCAUCAGUUCUGGUGCUCGUUCUGCCGGCAUCAUCGGCUUCCUUGUCUGCAGAGACAAAGAAGUGUAUAGGUGUCAACUUGGUGAAUCAAGAGCUGUUAUGAUGCGUCCAGAAAUGACUAAUGCAUACACUCAAGUAUUAACCAUAGUGCCAUCACAGAAUGGAAGGCAUGUGGCUUUAUUCACUGAUUCUGGGUUCCUUUGGAUUGGCUCCUCAGAUUUCAAAAACAAAUAUUGUGAGAUUGAUACAAGCUAUAUAAAACAACCCAAGGAAUUAGUAUGGUGUGGAUCACAAGCCGUCAUUGGUCACUGGGAUGACACGAUGCGCAUUUACGGUUUCAACGGUUCGUACGAAACCUAUGUAUACGAUGGACCAUUCCAUAUCAUCUCUGAGAUGGACUGUGUCAGGGUAAUAUCGGAGCAGAGUCACGAACUCAUCCAGAAGGUUCCAGUAGUCGUAGAGAAGAUAUUCAGAAUCAACAGUACAGCGCCUGGGUCAUACCUUGUGGAGGCUUCCAAACAGUUUCAGAAACGCAGUCAUCGGGCCGACGAGUACAUCCGCCUAGUCAAGCCGGACUUGCCUUCAGCGGUGAGAGACUGUAUCGACGCAGCGGCUUUUGAGUUCAACACCGACUUACAGAAAAUGCUGAUACGGGCUGCUCAGUUUGGAAAGGGCUUUAUAAUGAACCCGGAGUUAACGGACCACUAUGUUACUACGUGUCGCUGGCUGAGAGUGCUCAAUGCUGUCCGAGACCCCAGAGUGGCUAUACCUUUGACGUUCUUGCAAGUACAGAACCUGGGCGAGCGCGUGCUGCUGGACCGGCUGAUCUGGCGGCGGCUGCACUGUCUGGCGAGCCUGGUGGCCGCGCACCUGCAGCUGCGGGACGGGCCCACGCGCGUGCUGUCCCACUGGGCCUGCUACAAGGUGUCGCAGCCGCACAUCGACACGGAGAGCGCGGCGCGGGAGAUCGGCGAGCGGCUGCGCGGCGUCCCCGGCGUGUCCUACUCCACCAUCGCCAUGAAGGCCGCGGAGAAGGGACGAAAAGCGCUCGCUAUUAAGAUCCUAGAGUACGAGACGCGGUGCGCUCUGCAAGUUCCUCUACUCGUGUCACUGGGGGAGGGCGGCGCGGCGCUGCGGCGCGCGGCGGCCAGCGGCGACACCGACCUCGUGUACGCCGUGCUGCUGCACCUCAAGGACAAGAUGGGCAAGCACGAGUUUGAGUUGACAAUCCGGAGUUUUCCACUGGCCCACGCUUUAUACAUCAAAUACUGCGCGAGUCACAACAGAGAGGCUUUGAGGAAAGUGUACAUACAGGAGGACGACUUCGCGGGUCAAGCGGCGACGCACAUACUCGACGCGGUGGAGGCGACCGCGCCCGGCAGCGCCGAGGCCUCGCUCAUUUCCGCCAGGGAGUGCUAUAAGAAGGGAAAGAAUGAUUUAGGCGUAUCAAUAUGUGAGGACGCGCGCAAGUUAUGCAAGCAACAGUCAAGCCUGCAAGAGACAUACGGGGAAGGCUUCGUCGGGCUGUCUCUACACGACACUGUGGAGAAACUGCUUAUGCUAGGAGAAGUGAAGCUAGCGGACAAACUGAGAGCCGAAUACAAGAUGCCGGAUAGAAGGUACUGGUGGCUGCGCAUUCUGACUCUAGCACAGAAGGACGAGUGGGAGGAGCUAGACAAGUUCUCUCGCAGCAAGCGCUCGCCAAUCGGUUUCGAGCCGUUCGUCGACGCGUGCCUGCGCCGCGCGCGCCGUGACCAGGCGCUGCGGUAUCUGCCGCGGUGUAUGGACGAUAUCAAGGUCAAAUACUACGUUAAGGCUGAAUAUUACGAAGAGGCAGCUCAAGUAGCGUUUGAGCAGAAGGACCAAAACGCACUGCUGUACGUGCAGAAAAAAUGUCCCUUGCGCGAGUCCGAGCAGCACGCCAGAAUUUCCGUGCUGUUGGAACAACUCACUAAUAAGAAAUAAGAUUGAUAGAAUUAUGCAAAAAAAAAUUAUAAGGUAAAAUCUUUGGAUUGUGUUCUCCAAAAGGUAAAAUCAACUAAUUGUUACAGUUACCGCACUAAGCGACACUACGCUGAAGUGGCGCUACGCGACACAAAACUUCAGUGAUAUGGGACGUGAAGUUCGCUUCACUUCGCUGCCGCGUAGUGUCGCCUGGUGCGGUUUUGCCUUUAAAAGCAAGUUUUUAUGAGCCUCGUUUAGAUAUUUUGCGUUAAUAUAGCAUAUUUUGCAUGUGCCUAAAAAUAUUUAAUUU